AGGCAGCAUGGCGAGCCAAUGGCCUGCCCCAUCACCUGAUGUCUAUUUGAAUAUUGAUGCUCCUCCACCUUCCCGUGUUGUUAUUGUCUGAUAUUGUCCAAGCCAGACCGUCGCUCCAGUGGGGGAUUUCUAUAACCAACCCGAGACGACCGACAUGUCCCCGUUGCUGAAGCCGUUCUCGGUGCACGAAGGGCCGUGCGGGAGCUGCGGCGUCAGGAGAGGACGCCUGCGCUCAGCUCUCCAUCAGCAGCCUCCAUCGCAGCGUCUGUCCGCCGCCUCUGCGGCCGCGACGGGGCUGGGCUGUCUGCCGGCCCACCAGCAGUCUCACGCGGCGAGGAGACACCUCGCGGCCGCUGCAGUCGGUGGGAGGAAAAUCACGCAUCCCGGAAAGGCCAUCCUUGCAGGUGGGAUUGCAGGAGGCAUAGAAAUCUGUAUCACCUUCCCCACCGAGUAUGUCAAGACCCAGCUGCAGCUCGAUGGGAGAGCCAACCCCCCGAGAUACAGAGGAAUCGGUGACUGUGUGAAGUUGACUGUGCAAGAUCACGGACUGAGAGGGUUGUAUCGAGGUCUCAGCUCCUUGCUCUAUGGAUCGAUACCCAAGUCUGCAGUGAGGUUCGGCACGUUUGAGAUGCUCAGCAACCCGAUGCGAGACGCCACAGGCCGGCUGGACAACACACGCAGCCUCGUGUGUGGUUUAGGAGCAGGUAUAGCGGAGGCCAUCGUGGUCGUCUGCCCCAUGGAGACGCUUAAGGUGAAGAUGAUCCAUGACCAGUGUUCCCUCAGACCUCGAUACAGAGGCUUCUUUCACGGAGUCAGUGAGAUUAUCAGAGAACAGGGUGUGAGAGGGACGUACCAAGGUCUGACAGCGACCGUGCUCAAACAAGGAACCAAUCAGGCGAUCCGAUUCUACGUGAUGAACGCGCUGCGCAAUUGGUAUAAAGGCGAUGACCCCAGACGAGACAUGCACCCGGUUGUCACAGCGACGUUUGGAGCCACGGCGGGAGCUGCCAGUGUUUUUGGAAAUACACCCCUGGAUGUGGUGAAGACCAGGAUGCAGGGUUUGGAGGCCCACCGCUACAAAAACACAGUGGAUUGUGCCUUUCAGAUCUUGAAGCAUGAAGGGCCACAGGCGUUCUACAAAGGAACAGUUCCCAGGCUGGGCCGCGUGUGCUUGGACGUGGCCAUCGUCUUCGUCAUCUAUGAGGAGGUCGUCAAACUACUCAACAACGUGUGGAAGACCCAGUAGAGCGGCCGGACGGCGGCGGAGGUCCAGAGGGAAGCGCAGACCAGUGCCUCAUGCUUACGCACAAGUGAACUCCUCUAGUAUAGUUCUUACUCACUCUCUGCAACGCCCUGAGUAGAUGACCCUUCAUCACGAAAAAGAGAGCAGCUGCUUGCCCUUUUGCAUUUCUCUGCUCUCUUCCGGGGUCAGACUCAGAAAUCAAGAGAGAACCUUGUUUUUUGAAGAGCAGGUUACGGCAAAGACAAAUGAAGUACUGAAACGAUCAAACGCGUAGAUAGUUUCUUUUAGUCUUAUUACCAGAAACAUCAGUGUAUGUAGAGAAGAAACACACAGAUUAUUAAUCAAAGGUUGACAUUAGAGGAUGACUUUACAAGGGUAAAAAGAGAUAUUAAUGGAUGUCUAAUGUUUUAGCUUUCUAUGACUGUUAUGGUAGAUAGUAGAGUGAACACUUUGUACUGAAACCAUAAACGUGUCUUUUGAUUCACUGAGUACUUACAAUACUGGACUCUAGAGCUGCCCCCUUCUCCCCCCUUAUUGAUUAGUGGAUUUAAUUGACUUAUUUGUAAAACUGAGAGCCUCCACAAAGAAUGCAAAAGCACUUCUGCUAAUCUUGUGUUUAACCGAGAUGUGCUCACUUUGGGGAAAUACGUAUUUCAAAAAUGAUGAAUUGACGAAAUAAAUCUCAGUCCACGAGGGCCAAAACAACCAGUUUGUCUACUAAUCGACUAAGAGGGGGCCACCCUACUGGGCACAGAUGUCUGUGCAGGACUUCGACACAUCGCUGUGUGGUAACUGCUUCCCCGACUGCUUGUGGAGGCGUCACACUGAAACAUGUCUUGGUGAUGAACUUUAGAUACUGUUCAUUGUGCAUUUCAUGGCUCGCCACAGACACCUGCUGUGUACGGCUGCAUGGAUCGUUAUGUGACAUCUGUUAGCGUUGCACGCCGACUUGUCGAGGUGACACAAACUGAUCCUGGAGUCAGAACCUCUCUCUUGUUUCAGUGUUUUAACCUGAUUCAAGCACACGUUGUGAGAAACAAAUCCAUAUGUGGCACAAUCUUCACAUGCAGUCUUACUGGGAGGAGAUGAGUCAAUGAUGGAAGUUAAUGAGCUCAUGGUUGCAUUUCUAACAUAAGUAGGUGGCUGAGUUCUCUAGUUGAAUGUGGAAGCUUUGUUUGGGAAUAUUUGGCUUUUAUUCAGACCCUCAGUCAGGUUGCUGUUUCCAAGCAGGAGCUGGUGUGCAUCCGGAAAUAUAACCCUGAAUUCACUUGUUACUCAAGAUGACAACACGUCUGCCUCUGUAAGCCAUGACUUCAGGGCACUUUUCUUGUGCUUAUUGAUUCACUCAACCAAAAGACUGUCCUCACGUCAGAUAUGUCACUUUAACAUAUUUUGUUUACCUCAAGCUAACCUGCUUCACAAGCCUUUUGUGCUCUAACUGAUAAAAUAGUUCAUUUGCCCUCUUUGAAUGCACUCAUUCUGGUCUUGGUGUUUACAUUUGUUGAACGACAACAAAGGGACCGGAGAUGUCAGAGGCUCGAUGACAUAAGUGACUCGUACUGAACCACGGUUUGGUUUUGAUACACAAGCCUUUUACUUAUCUUUGCCAAACUACUUGCUUAGAAUCUCUGAUGUAAUAUCCCUGGUAGGAGCAAAUGUUUAUUACAUUAAAAACCAAGGGCAACAGAAUAUUGUUCAUUCGCUAAAGUACAUUUUUUAUUGUGUAGAAUCUUUGUUUCUGCCUUGCUGCUUUUCACAAACAGGCCAAAAGUGUGUGGACGUCAUUGUACAGCAUAUCAGAUUUGAUCGUUCACGUUUCAGAAGAUGCCGUUGUGCAGAGAAGGAUUUGUGUGAAAUAACCUGGUCUGACAUCAGAAAAUAAAACGUGUUAAAAACAUAAACUUUGAUUUACAAGAUCAGAUGUUGUGUAAACCUCUAAAAAUAAAAAAUAAAGAUUUAGAAGUAACAUGAUUCACUGGUGCCCUCGAUGGACUGGCGGCCUGUCCAGGGUGUCCCCUGCCUUCGCCCCAUGUCAGCUGGGAUAGGCUCCAGCGCCCCCGCGACCCUAAUGAGGAUAAGCGGUAUUGAAAAUGGAUGGAUGGAUGGAUGAUUCACUGGUUUCAAUAAAUUGAUUGAUAAACCCAA
Messenger RNA from Cyclopterus lumpus (lumpfish), 3388 nucleotides. RefSeq names its product solute carrier family 25 member 1a (gene slc25a1a). The record is from RefSeq and is a predicted model, not a curated record. Bases 155 to 1246 code for a protein of 363 amino acids. Gene Ontology annotation, biological process: mitochondrial citrate transmembrane transport. Lineage: Eukaryota; Metazoa; Chordata; Actinopteri; Perciformes; Cyclopteridae. The transcript has 9 exons.